Messenger RNA from Haliotis rufescens (red abalone), 2630 nucleotides. Its product is annotated as alkaline phosphatase-like. Gene Ontology annotation, molecular function: alkaline phosphatase activity. NCBI's taxonomy places the organism in Eukaryota, Metazoa, Mollusca, Gastropoda, Lepetellida, Haliotidae. The record is from RefSeq and is a predicted model, not a curated record. The transcript has 10 exons. Gene Ontology annotation, biological process: dephosphorylation. The coding region runs from base 89 to 1735 and encodes 548 amino acids.
UCAUAAGGGUGUACAUAUGUCCGGUGAAGCCCGGCGGACGGUCAGACCUGUGAUAUCUUAACACGGAAAACACUGUUGACCAGUCGUGAUGACUAGACAUAUAAUUAACACAGUGACGAUGUUGCAAGUCAUUUUUGUAUGCAUGUACUUCAUGGCGAAAGGAACCUGUCAAAACGAAGCAGAAACACUGCCCAGCUACUGGAAUGAUGUCGCUGCCGCGGAACUCCUGCGAGCGAAGGCCCUGAAACCUAUCGAAAAGCCGGCCAAGAACAUCAUUCUGUUUGUUGGGGACGGAAUGGGAAUAACUACGACCUUCGCCGCCAGGGUUCUCAAAGGUCAACUGAGGAAUGCAUCAGGGGAGGAAACUCUUCUCAGCUUUGAAGAAUUUCCCUAUGUUGGAAUGUCAAGGACGUACAGUAUAGACAAGCAGACGACUGACUCAGCAUCAACGGCAACGGCAAUUCUCUCCGGCAUCAAAAACAACUUCGGCGCACUCGGAGUUGACGGGCGGGUAAAACAGGGGGACUGUCCUGCCGCCCUGCAAUACAACGUCACCUCUAUAGCCGACUGGGCAAUGGCAGCAGGUAAAUCAGUUGGCAUAGUGACGACAACCCGCGUUACUCAUGGAACACCAGCAGCGGCGUACGCUCACUCAGCAGACCGGAACUGGGAGGGGGACUCCGAGAUGACCUCUGUGACGGGGGGAUGCUCCGACAUCGCUAAACAACUCGUCGACGACAAUCCGGACAUCAAGGUCAUCCUCGGGGGUGGAAGGCAAUAUUUCCGUCCUAUCGAUGCGAUCGACCCUGAAACUGGGACGAACGAUACUUCCAAUGGACGCCGAGACGGACGCGACCUUGUUGAGGACUGGAUGGAAAACAAGGCUGAGCGUAAUGCCACCCACCGCUACGUGUGGAAUCUGGCAGAAUUCAAUGAAGUGGAUCCAGAGUCGGUGGACUUUCUCUUGGGCCUGUUCUCGAACUCCCACAUGAACUACGAGAUUGACCGGCGGGAUGGUCCGACUGGAAACGAGGCCGGGGAGCCAUCCCUCAGUCAGAUGACGGAGAAAGCUAUACAGAUCUUGCAGAGGGAUCCGGAUGGCUUCUUUCUUCUUGUAGAAGGAGGUCGUAUUGACCAUGGACAUCAUGCCUCCCGUGCUGCACAUGCGCUUUAUGACACCGUCGCCUUCGAAGAGGCUGUGACCACAGCCACCGAAAUAACGUCAGAGGAUGACACCCUUACAGUCGUCACUGCCGACCACUCUCACGUCCUUACAGUCGGGGGAUACGCAGAUAGGGGCAAUCCCAUAUUAGGCAAAUCUGGGUCUUCGGGGUCAGACGGUCUCCCAUACACGUCUCUGCUCUACGGCAACGGCCCUGGUUACGACGUCGUGGACAACGGCGGCACCUUCGGCCGACCAAACCUCACUGACACGGACACAGAGGAAAGAUUGUACCGUCAACAAUCCGCCGUGCCCUUGGACGCGGAAACCCAUGGAGGGGAGGAUGUCGGGAUAUAUGCGCAAGGGCCUAUGGCGCAUCUGUUUCACGGAGUUCAUCAAGAGAACUACAUUGCCCACGUGAUGGCGUAUGCAGGAUGUAUUGGAGCCUACAGAGACAGCGGACAGUGCGCACAAUCGGAAGUCACCACUCCUCCGGUACCGCCGAGAUCAGGAGCAACUGCCAACGAAGUGUGUUUUCUGUUGUUUGUUGUCAUAAUUGGAUUGGUAUUUUAAGAACUAUAUAAAGUUAUGAUCCAGGGGAUGUGUUUUCAGUUAGUGACCGAGUAUAGCUUUCAGCAAUAUUCCUGCAAUAUCACGUCGGAGUGAAGAGAGAACGCUUUAACCGCUAGCUAGCUAAGGUUACCCCUCCGCCCCCUGUGUUUACAGAUUAGCGGGUGUUAUUAAGUAUUUGAUACCCAAGAAUGUUCACAUACAAAUUGAACGGUGUCUGUGCGUGAAUAAAGUGAAUGGUUUUAGCCAACGCCAGCAAUAUUUCAGCCACACCACGGUGGUCUUUAAAUUAUUCAAGUUUGGACCAUAUAAACCGGUGAUUGAUAGCAUGAAAGACCAUGCUGUCUGGAACGAUGACACAUGAUCAGUUAUGGUUGGUUGGUUUGUUGUUUAACGCCACACUCAGCAAUAUUCCAGCUAUAUGACGGCGGUCUGGGCCAGACGAUCCAGUGAUUCAUAUCAUGAGCAUCGAUUCACGCAAUUGGGAUACGAUGACAUGCAUCAACCAAGUCAGCGAGCCUGACCACCCGAUCCCGUUAGUCGCGUCCUACAGCAAGCAUGGGUUGCUGAAGACCUAUUCAACCCCCGAUCUUCGGGGGUCGAUCAGUUAUGCAACACAUGUUCACCCGAUGCAAUUUUUAGUCGGCUCUUAAGAUAGACAUAGGCGACUAAUUUGUCACACAAUCCAAAUGGAGAGUAAACGAAAUGAUUGCAUUAUACAGUUUGUUUUGUUUGUUUGUUGUUUAACGCCGCAUUCAGCAAUAUUGGAGCUAUAUGACCGCGGUUGCAUUAUAUGGUGAGACGAAGUCACAUAUAGUGAAAGUUUAUCAGCUAUGGAAAAUGCAUUUUAAUUAAUGAACGUGAUAAUAAACGUAUUUUUUUUCUAGAGGAUAACGAA